Molecule: messenger RNA, 363 nt
Organism: Suillus bovinus
Lineage: Eukaryota; Fungi; Basidiomycota; Agaricomycetes; Boletales; Suillaceae
Exons: 2
Coding region: 1-363 (120 amino acids)
Source: RefSeq, a predicted model, not a curated record
AUGAUGAAUCGUCUAUUCUCUCGCUCCUCCACUCCCCAGGGCCAUGCUCCUCGCCCAAGCAAUAUCCCCCCUGUGGACGUCUCCGCCACACGAGGCAAACAUCGCACCGCUAAUGCCCACACUGCAAAAAGGGACAGGCGGCUGAAGUCACAACGUCCUCCUCGCAAUAUAACCUACACCUCUCACGCUGGAGCAUCAAACAGCAACACACCACCACCAGGGACAUCCAAUGCAGUCGGUGGAACUACCUUAGUAACCUUGCAGAUCAGAAGUAGUACUGGACCUCCUGCCCCGCUAGUCAUCGCACAUGCUCCACACGCUAGCUGCUUUGCGGUUCUCGCAAGGUUCUUCCCGCGUCUAUGA